Molecule: messenger RNA, 1063 nt
Organism: Antechinus flavipes (yellow-footed antechinus)
Lineage: Eukaryota; Metazoa; Chordata; Mammalia; Dasyuromorphia; Dasyuridae
Product: pyrroline-5-carboxylate reductase 1, mitochondrial
Exons: 1
Coding region: 12-809 (265 amino acids)
Biological process (GO): L-proline biosynthetic process
Molecular function (GO): pyrroline-5-carboxylate reductase activity
Source: RefSeq, a predicted model, not a curated record
CCUCUGGGACCAUGAGUGUGGGUUUCAUUGGAGCUGGCCAACUGGCAUAUGCCUUGACUAAAGGCUUCACCUCAGCAGGCAUCCUGGCCUCCCACAAGAUAAUGGCCAACUCACCAGAUAUGGACCUGCCUACUGUCUCUGCACUCAGAAAGAUUGGUGUAAACCUGACCCCCAACAACAAGGAGACAGUACAGCAUAGUGAUGUACUUUUCUUGGCUGUGAAACCUCAUAUCAUUCCCUUCAUCCUGGAUGAGAUUAGAGCUGAUAUUAAGGAGAGGCACAUCGUGGUUUCCUGUGCAGCCGGUGUCACAAUUAGCUCCAUUGAGAAGAAACUGACAACUUUCCAGCCAGCCCCUAAAGUCAUCCGCUGCAUGACCAAUACCCCUGUGGUAGUUCAGGAGGGUGCCACAGUUUAUGCUAUAGGAACCCAUGCCCAGGUGAAGGAUGGGAAGCUUUUGGAACAGCUAAUGAGCAGUGUGGGUUUCUGCACUGAAGUGGAAGAGGACCUUAUCGAUGCUGUCACUGGUCUCAGCGGUAGCGGGCCUGCCUAUGCAUUUACAGCUUUGGAUGCAUUGGCAGAUGGUGGGGUGAAGAUGGGACUACCUCGGCGGCUGGCAGUCCAUCUGGGGGCCCAGGCUUUAUUGGAAGCUGCUAAGAUGCUCUUGGAAUCUGAACAGCACCCAGGACAGCUCAAGGACAAUGUUUGCUCCCCUGGAGGAGCCACCAUCUAUGUCUUGCACUUCUUAGAGAGUGGUGGCUUCCGCUCCCUCCUCAUCAAUGCUGUGGAGGCUUCCUGCAUCCGUACCUGAGAACUUCAGUCCAUGGCUGACAAAGAAAAGAUCUCUCCAGCUGCUAUCAAGAAAACUCUGCUGGAUAAAGUGAAGUUGGACUCUCCUACAGAAUCCACGAAGUCAUCCUCUAGUUUGAUUAAGCUGCUAGCUCAAAGCCAGGCCCCUGGAGGCAAGAAAGAUUGAGGUGUCCCCUCUCUUUCUCUUCCCUCCAAUUUCUGCUUCCAGACUACAUAGGGAGUGUUACAGCUAUGGAUCAAGUAUCAGGAAGCCCA